CCAGUGAGGAUGUUUUGCAAAAGAUGGAAGCCACCCUUACUGGCUGGGGUUCUGUCUUAAUCAGGUGGCAUUUGGGAGACUGCAGGCCUCUCCUGGGUCUUGCUAGGCUUUGGGGAAGCCAUUCCCCAAAGCAGCUCUUUAGACAAGCUUCCCAAAACCUUUGCAUUACUCUCUCUCUCUCUCUCCACAUUUUCUAUAAAAUAUCAGUUUAAUUCUCUAAUUUUAAUUUUAGGUCAGAUAUAAUCUAUCAUAACUGAUAUGAACAGCACUGUGAGAGAAGAUCUUUACAAAGCAUUGAAUGACCUCCUUGAGAAUGAAUUUGAAGAAUUUAAAUGGUGGCUAAGAUGUAUUGACCACAAUGAAAAGCCAAACAUUCCGCCAGCUUCAUUGGAGAAAGCUAAUCGACAAGAAGUUGUAGAUCUUCUGAUUAAAAAUUAUGAAGAAGAUGCUCCAGAGGUGUGCAUUCGUGUCCUUCAAAAAAGCAAUAUAAAUAAUGUUGCUAAAAAACUUGAAGAAACAUUACAGACAGUUGCAGAUGCUGAUGCUCCCCAACCACCAGAUUCAUCAGAUUACAGAAACUACAUUAAAAACAAUUUUCAAACGAUUGAAGAUCCUAAUGCUGUUCCUGGUGAAUAUGUGCUCCUGAAUCAGAGAUACUCAAACCUAAUCAUCCUAGAUUAUUAUCGGCCUGAAAAGGAGCGAGAACAUGAAAUUCGGGUAACAGGAAGAAAACAUGUUGAAAUCAUCAACAAGAGAGCUGAUUCUUCAACCAGUGUUGAAACAUUAUUUAACCGUGGUAAACGUGGACUAAUUCCACAAAUUGUUGUGUUGCAAGGAGCUGCAGGAAUUGGAAAAACCACAAUGGCCAAAAAAAUGAUGUUGGAUUGGGCUUCUCAACAACUUUACCAUGAUAAAUUUAAUUAUGUUUUCUAUAUUUACUGUAGAGAGAUGAAUCUCCAUGCAGAGUCAGAGAAGAGUAGCAUUGCAGAAAUAAUUUCAAAACAAUGGCCCAGGUGUCAGGAAAUGAAAAGUGUCAUUGAAAAUAUACUGAAGAAUGAAAAGAAGCUUCUAUUCAUAAUUGAUGGGUUUGAUGAAUUAAGGUAUUCCUUUGAUCAGUUCGAAGAUUCCUUUUGCUUUGAUCCAUGGAAGGAGGAGCCAGUAAAAAUUAUUUUAAGAAGUUUAUUUCAAAAAAAGCUUCUUCCUGAAUCCUCUCUUAUAAUCACAACAAGACCUACUGCUUUAGACAAACUCCAUCGAUGUUUAAAACAUCCACAUUUUUUUCAGAUAUUGGGGUUUUCUAGAAAGGAGAGGGAAGAAUAUUUCUACAAAUUCUUUGGAGAAGACAAAGACCAAGCAACUCAAGCUUUAAGAUUUGUUAAACAAAAUGAUACCCUUUUCACCAUGUGUAUCAUUCCCCUUGUGAGCUGGAUCAUUUGCACAGUGGUGAAACAAGAAAUGGAGACAGGUAAGGAUCUUCAGAAGACACCAUGCACUCUUACUGCAAUCUAUAUGCGGUAUCUGUCCAGUUUGUUAGAUUUUCAUCACCAAGAAUCCAAACAGGAUGUCCAAAGAAAGCUAAAAACCUUCUGCUCUUUGGCUGCAGAAGGCAUCUGGAAACAGCAAAUACUGUUUAUGGAAGAAGAUGUCAAGAAGCACAGUUUGUAUCAGGAUGACCUCUUCCCUCUCUUUUUGAAUCAGAACAUCUUCAAAAGGGACAUUCACUGUAUUCAAACCUUCAGCUUCAUUCACUUAAGCUUCCAGGAGUUUUUUGCUGCUUUGUUUUAUGUUUUAGAAGAUGGAGAAGAACAGUGUUCUCAAAACCCAGAUAAAAAAUUACUGACACUUUUAUAUAGGCACAGUAUAUAUUCUCAGACUGAUUUUGCAGUAGGAUUUCACUUCCUCUUUGGUCUUCUAAAUGAAGAAAAUAGAAUGAAAGAGUUGAAAAAAGAAUUUGGAUGGGAAAUUUCUAGUCAGAAUAAAGAGUUAUUAUUAAACUGGGUGAAAGAAAAGAUUGACAGAAGAAUUUGUAGGAUUGAAUCUGGGUCAAUCACUGGGACCGACCUAGACUGGGUCAUGCAACAUUAUCCUGAGACAUAUAUAGUCAAAUUCUUUCAUAAAAGAAUUUAUUUAUAUAUGGAAACAAAAAUACUUAGUUAUUUGUAUGAGACACAAGAUGAGAAUUUUGUAAAAGAUGCACUAUGUGCUGUCACCACAAUGGAGUAUCACUGCAAUUCAGAUACAGAAUUGAUGAUCCUGGCCUAUUGCUUACAACAUUGCCAGAAUUUGGAGAAUCUGUGUGUUCGAAGCCCUACAUCUAUAUAUCCGACAGAGAAAAAAAAGCUUCUUCUAGAACAUGGGUAAGUAUUUUUGAAAGUUUAUAACCUUUUGGCAUUUAAUUCAGUUUAUAAUCAUGCCACUGCUACUCUCAAACCUACUCUCCCAAAUAUAAUA
Protobothrops mucrosquamatus (brown spotted pit viper) is the source of this 2451-nucleotide messenger RNA. Its product is annotated as NACHT, LRR and PYD domains-containing protein 12. The record is from RefSeq and is a predicted model, not a curated record. NCBI's taxonomy places the organism in Eukaryota, Metazoa, Chordata, Lepidosauria, Squamata, Viperidae. The coding region runs from base 259 to 2361 and encodes 700 amino acids. The transcript has 3 exons. Gene Ontology annotation, cellular component: cytoplasm.